Messenger RNA from Neltuma alba, 1134 nucleotides. RefSeq names its product ganglioside-induced differentiation-associated protein 2. NCBI's taxonomy places the organism in Eukaryota, Viridiplantae, Streptophyta, Magnoliopsida, Fabales, Fabaceae. The transcript is spliced from 3 exons. The coding region runs from base 194 to 799 and encodes 201 amino acids. The record is from RefSeq and is a predicted model, not a curated record.
CUCUUUCUUUCAUUUAUUUUUUUUCCCCUCUCCCUUAUCGUCUUCCUGUUUGUCCCCUCCCUAACUAUUACCUUCCACUUCUCAUUGUUUAUCAUAUCAUUUCCUUCCUUCCUUGCUUCACCUUCAAUCUUCUAUCACCACCGUUUCUCACGCAUUUCCCACCUCCCCCACCGCUUCAAGAACUACGAGGAAUAUGAAUGGGAUUUCUACCAUCUCCGAGCUCGAACAAGAAGAAUUGCUUCUCAAAUUGGAGGUCUUCAAGAUCAAAGGCAAAGAUAAGCAGGGCCGCAAGAUCCUCCGCAUUAUUGGCAAAUUCUUCCCCGCACGAUUCGUGAGCCUAGAUGUUGUGAGAAAGUAUCUGGAGGAGAGGAUAUUCCCAAAGCUGGAGAAGAGAAAGUUUUCGGUCGUGUACGUGCACAGCGGGGUUGACCGGUGCGAGAAUUUUCCGGGAAUCUCGGCUCUGAGAUCGAUCUACGAGGCGAUUCCGAUGAAUGUGAAGGAGAACCUGGAGGCUGUUUAUUUCAUACACCCGGGUCUUCAGUCGCGGCUUUUUCUGGCCACCUUCGGUCGCUUUCUCUUCACCCCAGGGUUAUACGGCAAAUUGAGGUACGUGAGCAGGCUUGGUUACCUGUGGGAGCACGUGAAGCGGAACGAAGUGGAUCUGCCGGAGUAUGUGUACGAUCACGAUGAAGAUUUGGAGUAUCGUCCGUUUAUGGAUUAUGGCUUGGAGAGCGACCACCGUGCUUCCGCCUCCCUCGAUUCCCCCCUUUCUACCUACUCCAUGAGGUGCAUCUCUUAGAAAUUUCCUCCCGCCUUCCCUUCUCUCUGUUGGGCCGGGCCCCACCGGCACCAACUAGAUGUUAAUAUUCUGCCCGAAAAAGGCGAUUAGAUUUCCCGGCCUUUUUCUUCUUUUGUGAAUUCUUCUCUCUCCUGUUUUUACCCGAAAGCUUUUUGUGAGCUUUAAUGAAUGAAAUGGUUGAAUGUCAGAUAUGUUUGGUCUGCCAGCUACUAUCGGUGAGAGAUCCUUCUUUUAUUUGUCUGUAUAUUUAUUCUUCAGCAUUUUCAGUUUCUUGGAAAUCUGAAACGUGUAAAAAUGGAGUUCAACGCGCCACCACCCUGCGCUUCGAAUGUAAA